This is a messenger RNA of Acanthaster planci (crown-of-thorns starfish), 2836 nucleotides long. Its product is annotated as ectonucleoside triphosphate diphosphohydrolase 8-like. Gene Ontology annotation, biological process: nucleoside diphosphate catabolic process. Gene Ontology annotation, cellular component: plasma membrane. Gene Ontology annotation, molecular function: GDP phosphatase activity; UDP phosphatase activity; ribonucleoside triphosphate phosphatase activity. NCBI's taxonomy places the organism in Eukaryota, Metazoa, Echinodermata, Asteroidea, Valvatida, Acanthasteridae. The record is from RefSeq and is a predicted model, not a curated record.
GUAUUACCAACAACGAGUCCGUUGACAGACAGCACCCUCGACGUCCUUGUCGUUGAACGCGCAGGUCUGGGCUUGUUUGACGGGCCAGGGCCAUUGCCCAUUUCAGACGGGACGCUCCGGGGAGGAAGGAUGGCGAAGACACGGUCUAACUUCGGUCUUGUUGGUUUGAUAGUCGCUGGGACGGUCUUAUUAGUACUAAGCAUUAUCGGGCUGGUGAUUAUAGUCAAAUCGAAGGAAUUUUAUUGCAGCAUUGAGAGGUAUGGAGUCGUCUUCGAUGCCGGUUCUUCGCACACAUCAAUGGCUGUGUAUCAAUGGCUAGACGAAACCACUAAUGGAACAGGUGUGGUGUCACAACUGGCUUACGUAAGGGAUUGCACGGAAGAAGGCAUAGGUUUUUACGCUGAUAACCCGGAGGAGAUUGUGCCUGGCCUGGAGAAGUGUCUUGAUAGCGCUGAGUUUGUCCUUCCGGAGUUCGGCCAUUGGGACACGCCUGUCUAUUUGGCAGCAACAGCAGGCAUGAGACUAUUGACUGAGACUAACCCAGAUGGCAGUGAUGCUAUUAUGAAGACUGUUCGAAGCACUCUCGCCAGCUCGCCGUUCGCCUUCGAGGAUCAGGCGAGACAAGCGGCCAUACUGUCCGGAGAAACCGAGGCCACAUUGGGCUGGAUAUCAUCCAACUAUCUUGCAGGAAAUCUGGGCGUGGAACCGGCUACAGGUGACUCCAUCAAUGAUCUGACAGGAAGCAAAACAAUUCCAACCAAGCCGACCGUCGGUGCUCUGGACCUUGGCGGGGCGUCCACGCAGAUUACAUUCAUACCGGAGGAUCCCCGUAAGAUACCCGUCGAAAACCGCGCCAAUCUCCGCUUAUACGGAAAGGACUACGUUGUUUACACACACAGUUUCUCAUGCUAUGGUGCCAAUGAAGCACGCAGACGCGUUCAGGCUUCUCUUGUAAAAGGCUCUGGAUUCGCUGAUGUCACCAGUAAUCCAUGUGCACCUUUGGGAUACAACUACACCUUAACAAGCGCAAACCUGUGGAAGGCACCAUGCAGCGCAAGACCGAAUGUGCCGGGAGUUUCAGAUGAACUUAUGGAUAAAACAGAAUACCAGUUAACAGGUACAGGUGACCCCGAGGAAUGCUAUAGGAUUAUCAAGACAUUGUUUGACUUUGACGCCGAAUGUGCCGUACCGCCUUGCACUUUCGACGGAGUUCACUUGCCUCCUCCAUUCGGGGCCUACAAGGCGUUCACUGGCUACGCCUACACCUGGAGUGGCAUUGGAUUGGAACCAUCACCUACGAUAGAAGAGUAUAUUGAGAAAGCAGAGGAAUUUUGUAGACUAACAUACAGUGAGCUUGUACUUCUGGGAAAGAUUGACAAAUACAACCUAAGAUACUGCUUUCAAAGUAUGUACGUCCGAGCGCUUCUUUUAGACGCGUUUAAGUUCAACCAAGAAAAUUGGAACAUAGAAUUUACACUCGAGGUGAAUGGUGUCACACUAGGCUGGGAUCUGGGUUACAUGGUAGACGCCACAAACCGCAUCCCCGAAGAGGCUGCAUGCGUUGGUCUGACUCCCUCCAUCUUCGCUGGGCUGGUCGUCAUCUUCAUCGUGAUCUGUAUUCUGGGCAUUGUUAUUCUUGGUCUGAGUAUCACGAAUUAUACCAAGAAAUCCGGGUCCUCAAAGGAGCAAUCUUACCAGCCGGCUCCUCAGAAUGUUGACGCCUGACUUGACCAAGCUUCAGUUUCGCCUGCAAUAUUCUUUAGUUAUUUCAACAUGCAUAAUAAUUAUUACCUUUACUUGAGGUUAAUUUUGCCAAGCACUUUGUCUCUGGUCUCGAAACUUUGUAAUGUACACAAAAGCCGUAUGAAAUUGACCUGUGGUUUAAUCCUAAAAUGAAGACAUUCGAUCAAAACAUGACUGAUGGCAGGCAAGGACCAAUGAUGUAUCUUGUGUGUGCUUGUGGGGGAUGUCCGGACCAGAAUUUACCCUCAUGAUGAGUUCAUGAUGCUCAAGCCCUUCCCUAAGGUUGCGUCACGGGAGACUGGGAUAUAGAUCUACAUCAGAACUAGUAUUUUAAGAGUAAUCUCCCUUUUCAGAGAGUACUUUUUAAUGAAGAACUAGGGAACAAGCCCCCAAGCUAUCUUCCCCUUUGGUUGCGCCAAUCAUGGUGAGGAUUUCCCAGCUUUAGAGAUUUCAUUGGUCGAUACGUAGGCAUGACAACCCUUCUUUGUCUGAUUGGCCAAUAGACCUUUAUCAUGAUGCUCCCAUUUUUGUCUUGCCUCUGUACACCAAAUAACAAAGCUAGUACAACUUUACAUAUUGAUAAAAGGAAACAGACUAUUUUUCUUUCGGCCUGAGUUUGGUUACAAACUUUACCGCUUCCCAUAUAUCACGUAUCUUUUCAUUUCAUAAUCAAAUCGAACGUUCUUUCAUGUUGAUUUUUAUUUCAACAUAGGCCUACUGGUGUUAGAUAAAGUUCUCAAAAUGGAUGGCUUUUUAGCUACAGUUACUGUUAACUUCAAUUUUAUGAAUGGAAAUAAAAACUGAAUUUUUUUUAUCUCUAUUUUCUCCUGAAAGCUAUAAGGUACUAAAAGCGUUUCUCCGAUCUCAGAAACCUUCAUUUUAACAAAUUCAAAUUAUAAUUGUUAACAAGAGCAUAAUUGUACAUUGAAAUAUUCUAUUUCAGAUUUUAAGAAAAUCAUGUAAAUCGUACCUUUGGUCGUUGUUGACACAAAAAACUUGAAAUAUGUGAGUAUGUUAAUAAAAAUUAAUAAUGAUUAACCAUUAGUUAAACUUUUUGUAGCAUAUCCAAAAUAAAAUAGUUUGAUAAAACGAA